Gadus morhua (Atlantic cod) is the source of this 1577-nucleotide messenger RNA. It is a transcript of the gene nif3l1, whose product is annotated as NIF3 NGG1 interacting factor 3-like 1 (S. cerevisiae). Lineage: Eukaryota; Metazoa; Chordata; Actinopteri; Gadiformes; Gadidae. The record is from RefSeq and is a predicted model, not a curated record. The coding region runs from base 160 to 1425 and encodes 421 amino acids. The transcript is spliced from 7 exons. Gene Ontology annotation, cellular component: cytoplasm; mitochondrion.
UUUGCCGUCGUCUCGAAACGGUUGCGCGCGCAUCAUAAGGUGGCCGACAGCAGCAUGUCUUCCAAAACAAAACAUAUUUAUUAUACUUCUUUUCAUUGCAUGAUUACUCAUGCAUGAGUUAAAUAUCUACCUGUGACAAUAUAUUCGGACUGCAAGGUUAUGUUCAUGUGGUCUCGGCAGAGGACAACUUCUACUUUCUUGGCGUUUCUGCGGAUCAGCAGAGCUCAGACCAGCAAGGAGAUUCUGUCACUCACCUGUCACUCUUCCUCCUCCUCCUCCUCCUCCUCUUCUCCCUCCUCCUGCUCCUCCGGCCUCCAUCGCUCCGUCCAUCAGCCUCUUCUCUCUCGCCUCCUCUCUACUCCCCCUUCCCCCUCCCCUCUGAUGGAGCUGAAGAAGGUUCUAGAAGUGCUGGAGCAGUUCGCUCCCCUCUCAUUGGCCGAGCCAUGGGACAACGUGGGCCUACUGGUGGAACCCAGCCGGCCUCGACCAAUCAGCACCAUCCUGCUGACCAACGACCUCACCGAGGCCGUGAUGGACGAGGCCGAGGCCCUGACCUGUGACCUCAUUGUGUCGUACCACCCGCCGCUCUUCCAGCCAAUCAAACGACUGGUCCAGAGGGACUGGAAGCAGCGAUUGGCCGUGCGUGCGCUGGAGGGCGGGAUCGCCGUCUUCUCCCCCCACACCUCCUGGGACAGCGUCCGGGGCGGGGUCAACGACUGGCUGGUGGCCGGGCUGGGGUGUGGCCAGGUGAGUGUUCUAAGCCAGGCCCUCGCUAGCGGCCCCUGCAGGUUCAAGCUGGAGUUCAAAGUGAGGAACGCAGAAGAACUUCAGCCAAUCGCAGAGCAGCUGAAGAAAGAGGACAGCAAGACCACACUGACCCACUCCGUCAAUAGCUGCGAGGCUGAAGGAUUAGUGGCUAGUGUACUCUGUAGUGAUACAGCGCUGCCCUCUGCUGUCCAGACACUGCUACAACACGGAGUCGCCAGCCAGGCACUUGCCAUACUAAAGACUGAGCAGCCUCCCCUCCCGGGUCACGGCCAGGGCCGACUCAUCGUCCUGGACCAGUCCGUAACCGUGGCCACGGCCGUGGAGAAGAUGAAGUCUCACCUGGGCAUGAAGCAUCUGAGACUAGCUCUGGGCUCUGGACACACAAUGGAGUCCACAGUGAGCCGUGCUGCAGGGUGUGCUGGAUCCGGGGCGUCCGUUUUGAAGGGCGUCCGCGCCGACCUCUAUGUCACAGGGGAGAUGUCCCACCAUGAGGUCCUGGAUGCGGUUGCCAGUGGAGCCAGCGUCAUCCUCAGUGACCAUAGCAACAGCGAGCGUGGCUUCCUGGCCGUGGUCAAGGAGAAGCUGGGCGCGCGCCUGCCGGACUCCGUUACCGUGGCGAUCUCCAAGGCGGACUGGGACCCCCUGGAGGUGGUCUGACCGUAGAUGGUUACCGUGGUGAUGAUGAUGUGACCAUGGCGACCAGGUUCUGCUGGUGGACAUCAAGACCACCUCAAGAAUAACAAUAUCAACAACAACAAUAAGAAGUCCUCCAUGUACAUGCUGUCAGAUAAUAAACGGUUGCUUAUCCA